Messenger RNA from Trichoderma asperellum CBS 433.97, 867 nucleotides. The record is from RefSeq and is a predicted model, not a curated record. NCBI's taxonomy places the organism in Eukaryota, Fungi, Ascomycota, Sordariomycetes, Hypocreales, Hypocreaceae.
AUGGGUAACGGUGAUAACUGCAACCCAAACUGGAAGGAUGCAUCCUUUUCCUAUUACAAAUAUGUCCCGUCUCUUGCUGCCGCAGGGAUAUUCACCGGCUUCUUCUUUUUAGCAUUCGCCGGUCAUUCAUUUCGAAUGAUCAAAGCGAGGGCUUGGUUUCUAAGUCCGUUGGUAAUAGGAUGCUUAUUCGAGGUCCUUGGUUUCGCCGGCAGAGCAGUUUCGGCAAAUCAAGAGCCAGGAUGUUGGACGCAGCCGCCUUAUCUUGUCCAAACAUUAUUCAUCUUGUUGGCUCCGGCAUUAUUCGCAGCUUCCGUUUAUAUGACUCUUGGACGAAUUAUCGAGGUCGUGGACGGAGAAAAAUAUGCAAUUAUCAAACGAAGAUGGCUUACGAAGAUAUUUGUUUGCGGAGAUAUCGUAUGCUUUCUUCUCCUCGGUGGCGGUGGUGGCAUGCUGGCCUCUGCAAAGACGAACAAAUCAGCAUUCGACUUGGGCAACAAUAUCAUCAUCGGCGGACUUGUGCUGCAGCUGCUGUGGUUUGGACUUUUCGUUGUGAUAACUCUCCUAUUUCACCGUCGAAUGAUGCUCUCCCCGACAGCCCGAAGUUACCAGCCAGAUAUAAAAUGGAGAAGUUACCUCCACGCUCUAUAUGUUGCCAGUGCACUCAUUAUCGUGCGGAAUAUUUUCCGUCUUAUUGAGUAUUGCCAGGGAAGCAAUGGCUAUUUAAUGACUACAGAGGUCUUUGUCUAUUGCCUCGAUGCCUUACCGAUGUUUUUGGUUGUUGCUUGGUUUCUUUGGAAAUAUCCUGGAGAAAUUAGCGGACUCCUUCGAAGAAAGGAGUUAUAUGACGGUUCAAUGCAUGAGAUUUGA